CAUUACGGUUGCUAUACACAGCACCAUCAGUCGCGGCGUCUAUAUUUUAUUAAGAAACAGUAUGCGAUGGUUGGAUCAUUAGUUAUAAGGGCUAUCUAUAAUUAGCAUGUUGAUUUAGGUCAGUCACCAUUUGACUUUUGUUUUUGUUUUUGCUGUUGUUUUGGUAAUUUUAAUCAGGGACAACUGAUGUGGACGACCGAGAGUUUUGCCUUGCUGAUGUACUCAACGCAAUAUCCAGCUGAUUCAGCAUGUAGUUUUGUAGCGAAAUCAAAGUCCAUGUAGCGAUGGCUCAUUCUCUGGAACACCAAAUGCUUCUUCGAAAGGUAAACAGAUGCAACAAGAUGGCAGAAUGGAUUGAAUAAAAAUGAAAGCGGAAUUUACAUGCUUUUUUACUGAGUUUCAUGGCUGAUAACUGAAGUCAAGGCGCCACCAACCAUGAAAUCGUCAAGCAACAACCCAGACAAGAAACAGAAAUGGUACGAUGAUGUACGAACACAGGGCGAUCAUAACGUCAAGUAUCUAAGUAAGAUCAAAGAUAUGAAAGAACAACUUCACAAAGACGGGCAGUCUAGUACGCCCUCUGUUGGUAGGGGUGGUGAUCAUGGUCGUCAUAGGACACAUCCAGUGACUCGUCCCAGUCUUACCCGUCAUCUCUCUCUUAAUCUACCAGUAUUCGUCACCAAUGCUGACCUGUCAACCGUGCCUCGAGCUGGUAGACUAUCUAUGUACUCUAAGGCCAACAGACCAGUACCCGCCAUACAUCCAGUCCAAGGAGUAGGUCUAUUGGAUGAUGCUAAUACGAGGAAAGGGACAAAGCGUACUGAAUAUUACUCCAAGAGGCACAACUCACUUACGUCAAUUGAUAAAAUUUCGCCAGAUAUAGACAAAGGCCCUCAACCACCCACGCUUAAACGCUUUGCUCGCUCUAAAAAGCCGACACCGUUAUCUAACCGCGUUACAAAAGCCUCGUCAGAUGAACAUUGCAUGCAUCUAAGGUCGUAUAAUGUGUCAUGCUCACACUCGCAACCUCUGGGUCGACUGCGAUCAAGAUCAACGUGUAGUGAGAACGAAUCUUGUGCACAAACGAGAACUAUCAAACAGGCUUUUGGUCGACAUAGCUCCGACAAAUCAGAUUAUCGGGGUGCUGCGACCAAAGCAAAGUCAUCAGUCAAAUACAAACCGACCCGUUCAAGUUCUCAAGAUAGAAGUCGCAGGGUAAGUCAAGAACUAGUUCCUGUCAAACGAUCAAUCAACGUCGAUGUACCACAUGGAGACUACUACAACCCGGACGCCUCUGGGUACAAAGCUCCUGUCUGUACUCCCCACACGGUCGUGUCCGAAAAAUCAGAUUUGGGAUGUCACUACUCCCAAAGCAGUGACAGUGGUGUGUCUAUCAACAGGGGCAGCGCCUCUUCUGCAUCCAGUUCUCAAUACCAAGAUACGGUCGACUCUAACGAUUGGUCCGAGAUUGGUGUGACACUGUCCCAGAUACGUCUGAGUCAUUCACAGUCAGAGCCGUCUAUCAAGGACAUGGCCAACAUCAUGGCGGUGGCGAGUGGCAUCGAUGCCGAUGUCGAAUAUCAACAGAAUCGUUCGAUCUCUUCGACGACUGGGUCGUCACAAGGUAGCGAUGAUACGAUACCCGUCGUACAGAUCAACUCCAAGUCGGAAAGUGAGAACGAGAGGCAGAUGGAUAGUCUGGUGACGAUCAACGCACCUUUCAUUAUGUUUCGUCCUGCCACACCCCGUAUGCCAGAGAGAGAAGAGAAGACGUAUGACCAUGAAGUCGGUCGUGUUCUUGUCACAGCUGCUUCACAGGCCGAGUUACGACGGAAAGAGAUGCGAAAACUUGUAGAAGAUAUUGAAGAAUUCAAUUCGGCCAAUAAGAAUCUUUAUCGAAAGGUCAAGCCAAUUAGCGGCUGAGUUUUGAAUCAAGUUAAAACCCGUUUUCUGUAUCAACGCGACCAAGAAAUUCGUGAUACACUUAUACAUUUCCGUCGAGAUGUCAUGCCGGUCAUGAUUCUGUCAUUAGGUCGAAGAUAUCGUCUUUUGUGUACUUUUGCGUUGAUAUCCACCGAUCCAUUCGAUUUUCAUCAUUUUCUGACUUGAUAUAGCACCUACCAAUUACCUGUGUUUACAACUCUGUGUAUUCAAAGAAGAUGAUGUUUCCAAUAUUUCACACUCGGCCCCCAGAUGCAGUGUGAACCAUUCCCAUCCACGUGACUAGAGAAUACGUGACAUGAAGAUAAGUUCAAUUGGAAAGCAUUGUCACGAUAUGCUCUGUGGUCUAGUAGUGACUAUACUUCGAGAUUGCAAUGUAAUACGAAGAUUCAGGUUGGAAUGUGUGAGGAAAUAGAACAUUAUAUUGACCGAUGUCAUUGUAGAAAUGGUAUCCCAUGCAUGAAUAAUGUGAGAUUCGGAGUUAAGAACUGGAAUAGAAUAGUGAUGUGAAAGAAGGCAGCUUCGUAGGAAACCUUUCUCCUUUUUUCAGUGUGAAUAUGUCUUGUUAUAAAGAUGGAAAAUGAUUUAGUACAUUUAAUCAUUCAGCGUUUAAAGAAGAUUUCUCAGUCUUUAGUUAUUCGUUUUUGUGUAAAAUGAUUUAACAUAGUGAUUGUGGUUCUCAUCUUAAAAUCAUGUCGCAACUUGGUGCAUAUCUAUCAAUAUAUGUAUUUGGGGUUUAUUUUCUUCAAAAUAACGAGACAAGUGCGUUUUCUUCGUUACCCCCACCCCCGUCCACUUCUCAUCUUUAUCCCCCCUCUCUCUAUAUAUAUUUAUCUGUAUGACAUGGAUUGCAAUCAUGUCAAAUAAUUAUUACUAUGCUCAUAACUGUAGAUAUACAAUCAAGUAGGCCCAUAUUUCUUGCGUCAAGACCUUGCCAAACCUAAAGUCUGUGUAAAGCAUUGUUUAAUAUUCAAUUUCAUUGGAUCUUCCCCUUUUUUUUAUUCCGAUCUAUCAAACGUGUAUUCACCAUGAUGUUUCAUUGAUUGAUUCUUACUGAAAAUUUACAUCUUAUUCUUACCAUAUUUUUUGGCGCCCUGAUAUCAUUUUUUUUUCAUAACAAACAAUCUAAUUAUAAACCAAAAGGCGACAAUGACCUACGCAAAGAUUGUAUACAGAUAUGUUCCCCUCAUUUCAUCGGGGAUGUGUUUUUAUACCACACAGAAAAAAAUGAAAUAAGUUAUCCAACUGAUUCUUUUUGACAUUCUUAGUUUAAAUUUUACCCACAAAUAAUAUAGCUUAGAUCGUACCGCACAAUAUGUCUUUUAUUAUUAUUAUUAUGAAUUAAAGCUUUCCAAAUAUAUAAUUCUUGGAUUUACCCCCAAAUUAAAUUCAGAUUUGAAAAUAACUGUGUUGUUAUCGUUUUACAUUUGAUUUUUUUUAUAAUCAUUGUAAAAAAAUACAUGUAUAUGUUGAAAAUUUUAUUUAUAUUACCAUGAAUUUCACAAGAUAUUUGUUUUAAAAAUGCAGGUAAUUUCAAGGUAUUUUUAUCGUUAAAACACCCCAAACAAUUCAUUCGUUCAGCAUAGUUCAUAAAUUUCCACAGUGUACACGCUGUGAAGAAGAUUGCCACUGAAUGUCAUUUGUUCGUCGCAGUGUGUUCAUACAUUUCCACAAAAUACACGCUGUGAAGAAGAUUGCCACUGUGUGUCAUUUGUUCUGCACAGUGUGUUCAUAUAUUUAAACAGUGUACACGCUGUGAAGAAGAUUGUCACUGUGUGUCAUUUGGUCGGAACAGUGUGCUCAUGCAUUUCCAUAGUGUACACGCUGUAAAAAAGAUUGCCACUGUGUGUCAUUUGUUCGGCACAGUGUAUUCAUAUAUUUAAACAGUGUACACGCUGUGAAGAAGAUUGGCAAUGUGUGCCAUUUGGUCGGCACAGUGUGUUCAUAUAUCUAAACAGUGUACACGCUGUGAAGAAUAUUGUCGCUGUGUGUCAUUUGUUCUGCACAGUGUGUUCAUAUAUCUAAACAGUGUACACGCUGUGAAGAAUAUUGUCACUGUGUGUCAUUUGGUCGGCACAGUGUGCUCAUGCAUUUCCAUAGUGGACACGCUGUAAGGAAGAUUGCCACUGUGUGUCAUUUGUUCGGCACAAUGUGUUCAUAUAUUUAAACAGUGUACACGCUGUGAAGAAGAUUGGCAAUGUGUGUCAUUUGGUCGGCGCAUUGUGUUCAUACAUUUCCAUAGUGUACAUGCUGUAAAGAAGAUUGCCACUGUGUGUCAUUUGUUCAGCACAGUGUGUUCAUACAUUUCCACAAAAUACACGCUGUGAAGAAGAUCGCCACUGUGUGUCAUUUGUUCGGCGCAGUGUUUUCAUAUAUUUAAACAGUGUACACGCUGUGAAGAAGAAUGGCACUAUUUUGUUGAGCACAGUGUAAUGUACCAUUUCGGAUUUUUAAUGAUAUAAUCGUAAUAAAGUUACAUAUAUUUUAGGAAAACUCCAGAUGGGCAGUGUACUUUUUCGUAGAUAUUUAAUCAAACAUGUAUUUUGGAACGACAAAUCGGAAAGAAACUGUAUUAUUAUAUCAAGCAUAUUUGGUAAUAUUCAUUAAUAAUUUACGAACCAUUACUAAAGUAACAAUCAAUAUAGGUACAUGUAGGUAUUAUGUGUUAGAUUUGUACACACGAAAACUUGUGUCAAGGUGCAGCCAUGGACUACUAGUAUUGUUUGAUGUUUGAUUAUGUCAUGUUAUGAUUACGUGAAAAUUACAAAAUCAAAUUUAAAUCAACCCUGUAGUCGGCUAAUUAGACAGUAUAAUGUUAAUUGCGAUUGACAAUAAUUUGUAUUAUGAUUGUCCUUUUUCCAUAGGUUUUUUUUAAUAUAUGAUUUGUGUUUCACAAUGAAUUCACGGUGUUUCUGAAUAUACACAUUUUCACACUGUGUUCACAUAAACAUACCACUGCGAUAAAAUGGGAUGUUUUCUCACUCUGCACAUGUGAUUUGAGUCAAUAUGUGUGGAUGAAUUCACAGAGUUGACACACCGUGUUCCACAGUGUAAAACCGUAUUCCGAUUCGUCUCAAUAGAAUGGCUAUGAGCUUUCUGUGAAACACAGUGAUGUCACACUAUGUUCCAAAGUGUGGUGGCAGGGUAUUCUUUCCCUCAGGGAUACAAAUUAUGACCCUGUCUAACAGAUCAUGCAAUGUGCAAUUUAUAAUAUUUGUUGCUUAGAAAUUUAAUAUUAUACUGUUCAAAAAUUUUUAAAAUGUAUUUGUUCAAACUCUUAAAAAAGAACAAAUACAUAUAGGUUCGUAUACAAAUCAGGUUAUAUAAGGUUUAUACAUCUUAUUUGAUUUUGUUUUUAUCAUGUUUAUGGUGAAUUCAAUACAGAUAAUCCUUUUAAAACGUUCUUAUUAACUGUUUAUAUGGAAUCCCGAAAUGUUCUAAAACCCUUUUUAUUUCAUAUAAUACUGCGAGCAGUGGUGUGCAGUGGGGGGGCUUGGGGGCGCCUCAAAAAAUCACGACCAAGAAAAAAAUAGAAAAGGAAAGAGAGAAGGGUGAAAUAGGAUAUUAUUUUCAUAAAGUUUUGUCAAAAUCAAUCACAAAAUUGGAUUUUUGAAAUAAGAAUGUCACAGUUUUUGCUCGCUCUCUUCGCUCGCUCGCAACUUUUUUUUUUAUAUACUUUUGCCUGAUACGUUAUAUCUCACCCCUCAAAUUUGUUGGUUUCUUGUGCCACUGAUUGCGAGACUAUUUAAAUAACGUUCAUGUAUUUUUGCUUUAAGUUAGAUUAAGAAAAUCACUGGCUUUCAUUCAAUAUUGUUCUCUAUUUUGUUUACAUUUCCAAGUCAGGUGAUGAUCGUAAAAACACAAGAUGUAUUCCAUGUUUAGAUAAAAAAUAGCUAUAAUUAAGUAAACUUCUUAUACAUCUUGUCACCCCAAAUCACGUUGUAAAUAUAAUUAUGUCAUCGUAAUGGUCAGUGUAGUAUAUUUUAUCUAUACAAUAUAGUAUGCUUAAUAACGUGAAUGUUGAUGAGCAGUUAUAUAAUGAAUCAUGUAGUAAAAACUAAUCUAGUGUCAUUAUCAGCGGUGGAUAAUGAUGUAUUGUUGAAAUACUCCCUGGUGAUUUAUAAAGCGUUACUCUGAAUAUUGCUCAAAUUGCGAUGUUUUUUGUUUUAAACUGGGAAUGUGCAAUAACAAAUUUGCUUUUAAAAAGACAAUCACGUGAACUAUGUUUUUUAGUUUCCAUUUGCCACCGUUGUUCUGCUUCUCUUGCCUUCCGGUCUGAUGCAAUCUUAUAUCUUGGUAAAUGUUUUCAUUUAUCAGUUAUUGUUGCUUUAUAAUUAUGUUGAAAGAUAAAUUGUCGGCGUAUGAUAUUAUAAUCCGGCAUGACGUGCAUCGACCUAUUAUGGCAUCGACUGAAGUUCGCCUCUUAUCUGCAAACGUUAGCACCUUGUUUCCCACUGGCUUUGUACACCAAAUUUCUGAGAGCUUUGUCGCAACAUGGACCUAUGUGGUCAGUGCGGGUAGUAUAGGUCCAUGGUCGCAAUCAUUCAGACAGCUGCAGAAUACUGAAGUGAAGGUGAAUAAAAUAUUAAUAGUAGAAAUCAAUGUAAUAUGGCUAUACAGUAAUUGUACCACUUUGAAGGACCAUCAGAUUGAAAAUCUGUCAACAUAGCAAACGAGAAUAAAAGAGGACAGUUAUCAUCAUCAUUAAUUUUGCGGUCAAAACGACGAUGUCACUGUCAUGACAACACUGUCAAUUGAAGACGCAUUGCCUUCAGCUGUCAUGCGAAGACACUAGAGAAUCAUUAAUUCGCUGACCUCCGUUGGAUUCUGAAAGCACUGGGAUUACAGUUACAUCAAACUGAUCAGUGAUGCCAGCAAAUUGUUGUCUGAUGCUCCCAGUAAAAUUCCAUUCUUCAUCCAUGUCAUAUUUAUUGUCGGUUUACUGUAUAUAAACGAUGUACGUAACUACGAUUUAUGGAUGUUGUAACUUUUUAGUCGUUAGCUAUCAAAGUAACAUAUUCGGUAAUGUAUUCACUGAUAAUUUAUUGUGAUAAUAAUUAUGAAGAAAUACAAAAUCCAAAACAGUUA
Lytechinus pictus (painted urchin) is the source of this 7029-nucleotide messenger RNA. RefSeq lists its product as uncharacterized. Lineage: Eukaryota; Metazoa; Echinodermata; Echinoidea; Temnopleuroida; Toxopneustidae. The transcript has 3 exons. Bases 436 to 1923 code for a protein of 495 amino acids. The record is from RefSeq and is a predicted model, not a curated record.